AUGGUUGCCUUUUCGUUCCUCAGAGGCGUCUUUCUCGCCCGCGCUCUUGCAAGUUCCCCAGCUGCAACCGGCGGCGCUCUUCUCCCCGUUCGGUCAGCAUCACCAACCUCAGGCUCUGUCAAUACAUACCUCCCCAUUGAAGACAUCUCUCCGAUCAACAUCCCCGCUGACCCCGAGGAUGGGAUUCGAGACGGACCUGAAAACUUGAGACUACGACUUGUAGUCCCGUCUCCGCCAACUCCAGAGAUGCCGGCUCUGGUCAAUCGAUCCCUGCACCUCAACGGGCAAGACUGGUACUUGACGGAAUUGUUCAUGACACCAGAUAAUGCUGCCACUUUCCCCAAUUAUACCGCAACAUCAUACAGAUGGUAUGAUGGCCGCCUCCCCAAUCCAUUUUUCGACGGCUUCCUGAUGUCGAAUUUGACCCUCCCUUCUCUUGAGAGUACUAUGCGCAACUCUCCUCACGACGCGUUCUGGAUCGACUGUUUCAGCAUUCCUGCCGAACCGCCGCUGAAGGGCAAGAUCUUGGACCUGCUGCCAAACAUCUUCAGCGCUGCAAGUGAGGUCAUUGUCCCACUCGGUCUUAAUUCACGGAGCACACUGCCCCUGAUUGCGGGCAACGCCGACCUCACCAACACACCCGCUGCUGACCUGGAGGCUGCGAUACUUGAUAUUGAUCAGGAACAGUGGGUGAGGAGCAUUUGGACAUAUAAGGAGUCAAUGAACGCGAAGCGUUACAUAUUUACUGAUCGCUCGUGGACUGAUGGCGCCGCUGCAUCAACCAACGAGCCCCAGGUCGCAGAUAUCCAGUUCUUCAAACGGGUUGCGGAGGGCUUGAUGAUCUACUCGAAAUCACAGAACUGGACUGACUAUGAAACUUUUGAAAAACUGCCCAACGUUGAUGGGUUGGUCAACAUCGGCCUUGACAGGCAGCUUAGCGGUGCGACAUAUUCAAGGUCUGUGUUCCAGUCUCUCAGCUCUCUCGACCGCCGCUUUGUCGAGAGCGACAAGAACUUUUUCUGGGGGUUAUAUGGCGCCAUCACGGAGCAAGCAGUCCCUGAAGGCCGCAGUUCUACUCUCUCGGACUUAUAUGGAUUCUUCUUUGAAGUCUGUGAGACGAAGAACGACUUCUCUUUCAUAUAUACCACAGCUGAGCGGUCGACCAUACCUGGGAAGACCUUCUAUCCCGCGCAAGGCCAAAUUCACUCAAUCUUGACGUGGGCAACCGAUGGGAACUACCAAACUGCAAAUAUUACUGAUGAGGGGAUCAAACUUGACGGCAUGGUCACUCUUGAACAGAAGACUGCCCUCGGCCAGCGUGGCCAGAAUUUUAUUGCGGACUGGUUCGCCUCAGGCAUCCCCGAAAACGCUGGGAACGGCGGCAAUGCCUCAGUUGUUAGCAAGGUACUCAAGAUCAUCCAGAUGAUUGGUUUUACCGGAAGCGGGGAUCCCAUAUUCACCGAAGACGGUAUAUUCUUCCCGCAAUGGGUCGUUCCCAGCAGCAACGCCGUUGAUAUACCCACAGUCUUAGUGACCUCCCAGCUUGGGUGGCCGUUUGGAAGCCCUGGUUUCGCAAAGGUGAAGGGCCAAUACGUGCCUGGUGCAUUCAUCGGGCACGUUGCGGCCCAGGAAGCAAGAACGAUUCUUAUGUGA
Molecule: messenger RNA, 1653 nt
Organism: Diaporthe batatas
Lineage: Eukaryota; Fungi; Ascomycota; Sordariomycetes; Diaporthales; Diaporthaceae
Exons: 1
Coding region: 1-1653 (550 amino acids)
Source: RefSeq, a predicted model, not a curated record